UCUCCGCCCGCUGCGGGGAUGACUCUGGGGGGGCGCCGAGCCCGCGGCGCGCAGUGUCCCGUGAACUGUGAGUACUGCGACUGAACGGCGGCCGGCGAGCGGGCGAUUAGCACCCAUUGCAUGAAUUAUGAAACAAUAACUUUCGGAAGAAGCAGAAGGAAAAGAAAAAAGAAAAAGAAGGACACCUCGCUGGUCCCCCUGGCCGACUCCGCACGCUGCUCUUCUCGCCCCCUCCCUCCUCUCCCUUCCUCCUUUCCCGGAGAGAGAAGAGGACUGGGAGGAGGGCCGGCGGCCGGCCCCGGAGGAGGGGGGCGCCGAGGGGGCUGUGACUAGAACGAGCAGUAGCAGCAGCAGCAGGAGAAGAUGCUGAGGAUGCGGACCGCGGGAUGGGCGCGCGGCUGGUGCCUGGGCUGCUGCCUCCUCUUGCCGCUCUCGCUCAGCCUGGCGGCCGCCAAGCAACUCCUCCGGUAUCGACUGGCCGAGGAGGGCCCGGCGGACGUCCGCAUCGGCAACGUCGCCUCGGACCUGGGCAUCGUGACCGGCUCGGGUGAGGUGACUUUCAGCCUCGAGUCGGGCUCGGAGUACCUGAAGAUCGACAACCUCACCGGCGAGCUGAGCACCAGCGAGCGGCGCAUCGACCGCGAGAAGCUGCCCCAGUGUCAGAUGAUCUUCGACGAGAACGAGUGCUUUCUGGACUUCGAGGUGUCGGUGAUCGGGCCCUCGCAGAGCUGGGUGGACCUGUUCGAGGGCCGGGUCAUCGUGCUCGACAUCAACGACAACACGCCCACCUUCCCGUCACCCGUGCUCACGCUCACGGUGGAGGAGAACCGGCCGGUGGGCACUCUCUACCUGCUGCCCACCGCCACGGACCGUGACUUCGGCCGCAACGGCAUCGAGCGCUACGAGCUGCUCCAGGAGCCCGGGGGCGGCGGCGGCGGCGGCGGCGGCGGCGGCGGCGAGGGCCGGCGCGCCGGGCCUGCCGACAGCGCCCCCUACCCCGGGGGCGGCGGGAACGGCGCGAGCGGCGGCGGCCCAGGCGGCUCCAAGAGGCGGCCGGACGCGCCGGAGGGCGGCGGCGGGACCAACCCCGGCGGCCGCAGCAGCGUGUUCGAACUGCAGGUGGCCGACACCCCGGAUGGCGAGAAGCAGCCACAGCUGAUCGUGAAGGGGGCGCUGGACCGGGAACAACGCGACUCCUACGAGCUGACCCUGCGGGUGCGCGACGGUGGAGACCCGCCGCGCUCCUCUCAGGCCAUCUUGCGGGUGCUCAUCACCGACGUGAACGACAACAGCCCCCGCUUCGAGAAGAGCGUGUACGAGGCGGACCUCGCCGAGAACAGCGCCCCGGGGACUCCCAUCCUGCAGUUGCGCGCCGCCGACCUGGACGUGGGGGUCAACGGGCAGAUCGAGUACGUGUUCGGAGCCGCUACCGAGUCCGUGCGGCGGCUGCUGCGCCUCGACGAGACGUCCGGCUGGCUCAGUGUCCUGCACCGUAUCGACCGGGAGGAGGUGAACCAGCUGCGCUUCACGGUCAUGGCCCGGGACCGCGGGCAGCCCCCCAAGACCGACAAGGCCACGGUGGUCCUCAACAUCAAGGACGAGAACGACAAUGUGCCGUCCAUUGAAAUCCGCAAGAUCGGGCGUAUCCCUCUCAAGGACGGGGUGGCCAACGUGGCGGAGGAUGUUCUUGUCGACACCCCCAUUGCUCUGGUGCAGGUGUCCGACCGAGACCAAGGCGAGAACGGCGUGGUCACCUGCACCGUGGUGGGCGACGUGCCCUUCCAGCUCAAGCCGGCCAGCGACACAGAGGGCGACCAGAACAAGAAAAAGUACUUUCUGCACACCUCGGCCCCUUUGGACUAUGAGACCACCCGGGAGUUCAACGUGGUCAUCGUGGCGGUGGACUCGGGCAGCCCCAGCCUCUCCAGCAACAACUCCCUGGUUGUCAAGGUAGGAGACACUAAUGACAACCCGCCUGUCUUCGGCCAGUCAGUAGUGGAGGUUUACUUUCCCGAGAACAACAUCCCUGGAGAGAGGGUGGCCACGGUGCUGGCGACGGACGCCGACAGCGGGAAAAAUGCAGAGAUCGCCUACUCGCUGGAUUCCUCUGUGAUGGGGAUCUUUGCCAUCGAUCCCGAUUCCGGGGACAUCCUCGUCAAUACGGUACUGGACCGCGAGCAGACUGACAGGUAUGAGUUCAAAGUUAACGCCAAAGACAAAGGCAUCCCAGUGUUACAGGGCAGCACCACGGUGAUUGUGCAGGUGGCUGACAAGAAUGACAAUGACCCUAAGUUUAUGCAGGACGUCUUUACGUUUUAUGUGAAAGAAAACUUGCAGCCCAACAGCCCUGUGGGGAUGGUCACGGUGAUGGAUGCUGACAAGGGACGCAAUGCAGAGAUGAGCCUCUACAUAGAGGAAAACAGUAACAUUUUCUCCAUUGAAAACGACACGGGGACCAUUUAUUCCACAAUGUCUUUUGACCGGGAACAUCAGACCACAUACACGUUCAGAGUCAAGGCUGUGGAUGGGGGAGAUCCUCCCAGAUCAGCCACAGCCACGGUCUCUCUCUUUGUCAUGGAUGAGAACGACAACGCUCCCACCGUUACCCUUCCCAGAAACAUUUCCUACACUUUACUGCCACCUUCAAGUAAUGUCAGGACAGUAGUAGCUACAGUGUUGGCAACAGACAGUGACGAUGGCAUCAAUGCAGACCUUAACUACAGCAUUGUGGGAGGGAAUCCCUUCAAGCUGUUUGAAAUUGAUUCCACCAGCGGUGUGGUUUCCUUAGUGGGGAAACUCACCCAAAAGCAUUAUGGCUUGCACAGGUUGGUGGUGCAAGUGAAUGACAGUGGACAGCCUUCCCAGUCCACCACGACCCUGGUGCAUGUGUUUGUCAAUGAAAGUGUUUCUAAUGCAACUGUGAUUGACUCACAGAUAGCCAGAAGUUUGCACACCCCACUCACGCAGGAUAUAGCUGGUGACCCAAGUUACGAAAUUAGCAAGCAGAGACUCAGUAUUGUCAUUGGGGUGGUGGCCGGGAUUAUGACCGUGAUUCUAAUCAUCUUAAUUGUAGUGAUGGCAAGGUACUGCCGGUCCAAAAGCAAAAAUGGCUAUGAAGCUGGCAAAAAAGAUCACGAAGACUUUUUUACACCCCAGCAGCAUGACAAAUCUAAAAAGCCUAAAAAAGACAAGAAAAACAAAAAAUCUAAGCAGCCUCUCUACAGCAGCAUUGUCACUGUAGAAGCUUCUAAACCAAAUGGACAGAGGUAUGAUAGUGUCAAUGAGAAGCUGUCAGACAGCCCAAACAUGGGGCGAUACCGAUCCGUUAACGGUGGGCCUGGCAGUCCUGACCUGGCCAGGCAUUACAAAUCUAGUUCUCCAUUGCCUACUGUCCAGCUUCAUCCCCAGUCACCAACUGCAGGAAAAAAACACCAGGCCGUACAAGAUCUACCACCAGCCAACACAUUUGUGGGAGCAGGAGACAACAUUUCAAUUGGAUCAGAUCACUGCUCUGAAUACAGCUGUCAAACCAAUAACAAGUACAGCAAACAGCCAUUUCGUAGAGUGACGUUUUCUGUUGUGAGUCAGCCUCAGGACCCACAUCAGGGGUCACUGCAGAGUUGCUAUGACAGCGGGCUGGAGGAGUCAGAGACACCAAGCAGUAAGAGUUCAUCAGGGCCAAGGCUGGGUGCCCUUCCACUCCCAGAGGACAGCUACGAAAGGACCACGCCGGAUGGCAGUGUUGGUGAGGCAGAGCAUAUGGAAAAUGAUUCAAGACCUCUUCCAGAUGUAGCCCUGACUGGGAAGUGUACCCGUGAGUGUGACGAAUAUGGCCACUCAGACUCCUGCUGGAUGCCAGUCCGUACUUCUCCAGAGAGGAAGAAGAGCCAGCCCAAACUCUCCACUUUCAUGCCUGUUGAUGAACGAGGAAGCCAGGAAAAGCUGGCCAAUGGUGAGGCCGCCAUUAUGGGUGACCGCAACAGAAACCUCCUGAACAAAAAGUUGACCUCGUCCUAUGAGACCUUCAGUGCAGCUAGUUUCAGCAAAAAUGAGGAAGCCAACCCCGAGGAUAUUCCCCUUACAAAAACAGGGGAAUACAAGCCAUCUCCUGUCAAUACUCUCACUAGAAGAGAAGUUUACCUGUAGGCUCUAAAGGAGAACAACAAAGUUCUUUUCAUGUAUGAGAAGGAGAAUAAGGGGCAAAAAAAAACCUUACAAAGAAAAACCGUUUAAUCAAAAAGAGGGGGCUACCAAAGAGACAAAGCUUUGCCUGCCACUUCUGCCUCCAGAUCAGGCCUUUAGUGAUACUGUUAGCCUGAUUGUAAUGUACAAUGUAGAAACCAUCCUUGUUACUUGCAUGUCUAACCCCUUCACCGAUUAUUCCCAACACCUGCUAUCCCUCUUCCCCAUCCCCCUCCAAGGAGGAAAAAAAAAAAAAAAAGAUGGUUGCAAGUUUUCUUUCAUGGUAACAAGCCUGAUUAGCAGAACACAACACACUCUCAUUAUCCCUAAGCUGAAGCAUGAUUUUGUCACUUUGAUUUAGUUCGAAUGCCAUCCGGCUGGUCAAAAAAAUAAACGUGAAAAUAAAAUAAUACUAAUAAUAACGACAACGACGACAACAACAAAACCAAAACCAAAAACAGAUCAGGUAAGAUGUAUUUCAGACAUACCAUCAGGAUAUGAUUAAUCACCAUGAAAGGCAAUCCCCCCAAAAUGGUAGAGUCCCUGUAGAGGUACAGUUCUUAUAAAGGGGGACUCUGUAAGAGGCAUAUUGAGAAUCUCACAGGUGCCGUAUUCUAAUAACAGAGACUGACAACUAGACAAUACCCCGCUGGAGAUUGCAGUCCCAAAUUGGCAUACGUUGUUCUUUUCAAGUCAGGAGUAUCAACUUCAACCCCAUACGUCCAUUGAAUAUUUUUUGUAUGGACACAAUCUUGGCCAAUUACAAGUCAAUUACACCAAUUAUAACUUGUAAAAAUUAUAUAUAUAUAUAUAUAUAUAUAAUUUUUUUUUUUUUUCCGAACGGCACCACUAUUACCAACGAACUGGAACAAUUGUCAUUAAUUGUCAUUAAAAGGCCAAAGAUCACACGGCAGAUCAGGGAAAUCAUGAGGUAGAUUUGGUCUCGACAUGGAAAUUCAUUAAGAAACAAAAGCAACCAAACCCAUGCGCCCACAGAAAUACUCCAACACUAGCUUAUUUUAUGUUGUCUCCAUACCCGAAAACAGGCAUUCUCUUGUAAAAUGGAUUUUCUUUGAAAGCUCAGAAAAUGAAAAACUAAAGUGAUGUAUUUUUGGUAUUAGAGUAGGUGAUUAGUUUAGGUUCAAGUUUAGUUUCAAAAAAGAAUAUUACAGGGAAGAUUCCACUUUUAAAAAUCGUAUCUGUGGGAAGGUAGAGAAAGAAGGAUAUGUGGGCAUACAGUCUUUUAAGUUAAACUCACUGUUAACCAUUUUAGAAUCCAGGUUGUGCUUCCUGGCCUUAUUCUUUACAUUUCAAAAUACCAAUUGUAGUUUUUCAUGUGUUUGACACACUCUUUCAGAUAACACAAGUGCAUUAAUUCUGGAUCCUGUGCAAUAUGGCACUCUUUUAAGACUCACAACAUUGAAACAAGGUGACUCCCUAAUUGAUUUGUCACAAGUGUGAUUUUGGACAUUAUUUAAUAUGAGUUAAAUCCAGACUGAACACGAAAGAAAGGAGUUCUGGGCAAUGAUAUGUUUCCUUGCAUGUACAUCUCAAUGUGGGAAAAUACGCAGUUUUUUUCAGUGUAAAAAAAAAAAAAAAUCCAAACCAGAAUAUAUAGAUUUUGAGUCAUUUGUUCUAUAGAAGAUGAUUUAACAUAAUUGGAGACUGAGCUGGGACAUUCAGACAAAAGUGACAAUCCAGGGACGGAAUAGGGGAUAACAGGUGAAGAGAGCAAAUGUUCCCAAAACUGAAUGUUUGCAACCUGGUUAAGACAUAGGCUGAUGGCUCUCUAGCAAACUGUAGAAAUAGUGUAGUUUUGGAUAGUUUUAUUCUUUACAGAAUUUCUUAGACUAUAAGGUGAAGCAGCCUGGACUAGAGGUUGUGAACUCACUAUUAAGUCAUCAAAACGUUUAUCUUUAAAAACCACUUCUCUGUUUGGUGGGCUACUUUUUGGGGGUCAUUUCCUUCUGCUCUUUCUUAAAUGGAGUUUUCAUUUGGAUGUUAGUUUAUGUAUAAUAGUUAGGAUGAAAGAAGAUAUGUAAUUGAAACAAAAACGUUGGACUAAAAUAUCAAUAAUUGAACAUGUUUAUGUUUGAUUAUUAUUUACAUGAUGGAAAGAUGCAAUUCUAGUACUUUGUUAGGAAACUGCAUUAAAGCAGUUCUGCCUUGUAUAAUCUGUAAGUACCUAUUAAGACAAAAUACUUCUAAAGAUACUUAUGAAAUGUAUACAUAUUUUUUCUUGCACGUUACGAAGCAAAUACUCAAUUGCAUAACACAGGUGUUCAACAAACUUUUUUUAAUGCAUUUUUUUCUUUCUUUCAUGAGACACUUGAAACCAUUAGAUAGCUCAUUUCACUCUAUUUUGAAACCCUUCUGUUGUCUAUAAAGCUAAUACGGGUCAUACUGGACCUUCGGAUUAAUUGGAUCCACAUUCCCCAAUGACAUUUGCACCAUGUUCAAGACAGCCAUGUCAUUGUCAUUUAACUCGUGAUCCUCUCUUUAGAACUAAAAUGGGUGUGAAAGAAUAAAAUUCCGUGUACUGUAAGUAUUCGCAGUAAUUCUAGUAGAAUUAGCUCUCAUAACAUGUUUAUUAUAUAAUGAGCUGGCAUGACACAGAAAUAUAUUUUGUGUUUGUAUGACUUUUAUUUUGAAUAGGUUAAAUCUGGUGCCACUCCAUAUAUAGAGUGCUUUUGAAAAAAAUCAAUAAAAAGACACAAAAAAAAAAUAAAUGAGUGAAUGCAAAAUAAGCAACUGUGCCUUUUAUACCUGUUGUUAUGGUAAAAAAACGGUUGUUGGGUUUGGACAAUGAGGGAAAAUGGGCUAUUCCCGACUUUUUUGAUCUUGUAUAUUUAUCCAUGUUUAUUUUCUGAAAAUAAUAAAUAAUAUAUUAAAAAUUUGCCUUCUGACAAACUCAGAUAAUGGACCAGUCUUAAAUACCGUUCAUUCAUAAAACAAAACUAAGGCAUUAAUUAAUAUGGGCUGCUUAAUUCUGACUAGAAGGCUAAAGCAUUUAUUGUAAUAGUAACACAGAGAGAUAUUAUCAGGGGUGAAAUCAGUCCAUUCUGCAAGGUCAAAUAUUGAUUUCGAAUUUCUGUUCUUUACUUCCUUUUCGUUGUUAUUUUUUCUUUUAGCUGCUGUUUCAUUUCGGUUGGACAGUAUAUCAACCAUACUUGUUUUCUGUACACAAGAAUCUCAAGUGAACUUUGCAUGCAUUAUACAUUAGGACACAUUUAUAAAUUAAUGAGUAACUAUAUAAAUUUAUGUAUAUUAAAAUUUAAGUGUAUGUCCAUAGCUUCAGUCUCAAAUCUAAUGCUCAUUCUGAACCUCCAGAUAUCAUUUCUGUAUGGUUUCUGACUGGCCUGCUGCCUGAGUUUCAGAAAACAAGGGAGGCAUUAUUUUUAUGGAAAGAAAAACUAAGAAGGUACUGAAGAUGUCUGGCUGAAAGGCUACCCUAGGAAGCUGUCUUAUAAGAAAAUAAAAUAACACACAGACCCAAAGAAGCCGCCAAGAGUCAAGCUAUCCUAAAAACAGGACUGAGAAAUCCAAAGACCAAGUAAUUUUAGGUAUAUUGUAUCAAUGAUAAAUAUACAAUGUGUCCUUAGGAGGGAAAAAAAAAAAAGUGAAGAUGAUCCUGAAUAUUCUAAAGCUGGUUAGUUGGGACCCAGGCAGAGGUAUAAGUAACAUCUGGAGGGAGGCAUCGUUUUUUCAGCUACCUAGGGUUUACUUUCAGACAACUUUUCCUACAUUUUAAAGCACUUGCAUUCAGUGUGGUACGAUCUGUUUGUAAUGUUAAUCAUUGACUAUUGUUCUGCUACUUGGAUGUUGAUAGUGAAGCAGAGAACAAUUUAUCAUCGUUUAUUAUAAGUCACUAUGCACGCAACUAUGCUAAACAUGACGAAAUGUAUUAAACACUCGUCCAACUAUUUAUGAAAUACUUUACAUAAUUUAAUUUGCUUUUGUACAGUUUUAUGUAAAUAAAUUGCUUGUC
Lynx canadensis (Canada lynx) is the source of this 8170-nucleotide messenger RNA. RefSeq names its product protocadherin 7 (gene PCDH7). Gene Ontology annotation, molecular function: calcium ion binding. Gene Ontology annotation, cellular component: plasma membrane. The record is from RefSeq and is a predicted model, not a curated record. Gene Ontology annotation, biological process: homophilic cell-cell adhesion. Lineage: Eukaryota; Metazoa; Chordata; Mammalia; Carnivora; Felidae. The transcript has 3 exons. The coding region runs from base 364 to 4146 and encodes 1260 amino acids.